AUGCCGCGCGUGGGAGGAAGUGUCGUGUCGGCUCCUGCUCCUGCAGCCGGCGACACAAAGGAAGUCUCCUCCCCAAAGCGAAGAAGGACCGCUGCCGGGAAGGACAAUCUGAAGACCAAACGCCUUCAGGUGAAUGAGCAAGAGGGCGUUGACACACCUGCAGCAUCGCCAGUGUCCAAGCGAAAGAAAGACAAAGAGCCGAAGGAGCCUCUGAAGGAGCCUCCGAAGGAGCCUCCGAAGGAGCUCCCAGAGCCGAAAGAGGAGCCGCCGGAGGAGCCAGUCACCGAAGACCCCGCUGCAGACCCCUUCGCCGGGCUCGAGGCGCAGCUGGAAGGCUUGGUGGACACGGCAGAAGAGCUGCCGGCCCCCAAAAUUGAGGCAGCGGUCCUGAAACUUUUGGUGGCGGCAAGCGACGCGGUUGCGGAGGGUGCCUGGUUCUCCGCUGAGACGUUUGAGGAUCUCCUUCCAGAGCGGUACAGGGAGAGCUUGGGCAGCCCCCAUCAAGACCUCAUCGAGCUUGUCAUGAGCUCUCACACCUGGUGGCGGCCUGGUUUGCGAUCUUUGGUGAAGAAUCUGGCUGAUCUGAAUCAGACCAUUGGUCGUUUAGUGAGCUCGGGUAGCAAGCCAAGAGAAAUGGAGUACAUGCUGCCCGAUUUACAUCUGCAGCAAUCCCAAUCCGGAGGAUUUUGCCAUCGCCUGGUGUGCUUCUUGUGCCUGCUGGCAUCCGCGCUGGCUUCGGCUGUGACGCUGUGGACCAGAGACAAGGAGAGAGCGGUUUGCAUGAAGCUCUCCUUGGAGUCCACUGUCAGCAGCGUUUGCUUUCUCAUCUGUGCCGCGUCCUCUACACUGCUUACCUCCGAGCAAGCGAAGACAUGGCUCUCUUUGGCCUCCUGCGGAAGCAGUUUCCUGGUCUUGCUUGUCCCGGCAGCGAAGGCAAUGAAGACGCGAUCCGGUAAGGCACAAAACGAACUUAGUGUGCGAAGCGCAAGCCUGGCCAGGGAGAUGGACUUUAAUCUGUCUGACGACGUGGGUGCUGUACAGCCGAUACUUCGCACGAAGAGGGCAUCUAAGCCUUCUAAGCUGCGGCACUUCGAAUCGACACUGCAGGUGAUCCACGAGAACUCCACAUUUGCCGUCAAAUCAAUCGGAAGCAAGGAUGUGUCGCAGGUUUCUCCGGAGAAGAUUGUCCUGAUCAUUCCUGCAGUUUACUCGCUGGCCUCACAACGCAAGAAGUGGGCAAAGCGGCCAGAUGAAACAUGGGGGAAAUUUCUGACCAAGCUGGACACGAUUCUGGCUGGACAAGCAAAGCCAAAUCCGCCAAGCCUGAUGCCAUCGGAGGCUUGGUACGAGAUCAGCCGCUGGUGUGCUCGUCACUCGCCGCAGGAGCUUCAGUCCAUCGUUGAGACUGCGAUCAAGUUGCACCGGGCGCCUGGAGAGGAUGUGGUGUGGGAGCUUGGAAGGAUGCUGGAUGCAACAUUGGACGUGGCUCAUGCUGAGGGUGAUAAGUUAGUGAUUCCUGUGAAACUGGUCACCAAGUCUGAGCUGCCAAAGAAGAUGGAUGCGCUGGAUGCAGAGAAGCUGGCCGAAUUGCUAAUGCGAAUGCAGGCUGCUGUGGAGAAGCCCCUUUAUUCCUUUUCGGAUCACUUGAAGCCAGCGCUGGCUCGACGAAUCCAUGUCGGCACCAUGGACUACAUGGGUGGGUCCCACGAGUCAUACCGACGGACGUUCGAGUUCAUCGAGAUGACUAACACCUGGCACGAUGUGGACAAACCAACCCGUGACAUCGGCGACCUCUACAGGAAGAAGCUGAAUUGCUCGUACAAGGAUCCUGCCAUGUACAAGGCCUUAGCUGCCCGUGCAGCAGACAAGCGAGACUCCUUCCGAAUGGUGGUGAAGGUGAGCUGUGUGGCCACCCACCUCACGAAGCUGCAGAAUGUUCUGGAUUGGUGGCCUGCGUUGUGGCAA
Molecule: messenger RNA, 1965 nt
Organism: Symbiodinium necroappetens
Lineage: Eukaryota; Dinophyceae; Suessiales; Symbiodiniaceae
Source: the annotation of a GenBank genome assembly